Messenger RNA from Fusarium sp. VM40, 1929 nucleotides. NCBI's taxonomy places the organism in Eukaryota, Fungi, Ascomycota, Sordariomycetes, Hypocreales, Nectriaceae. The record is from the annotation of a GenBank genome assembly.
AUGUCGCGUCAACUCCCAAUCAGUCAAUACAGGGCCGGCGGUGGUCAUCCCACUGGCCAGCGCAGUGGAAUUGAAGAGAGCCUAGAGGAAUCAUUCCUCAGCCAUUUCAGCCAGCUCUUCAACAAAUAUGCAGGAGUCAACGGCAAAUGGAGCCGAGAUCAAAUCAGCCUCUUCAUGCAUCAUGUCCAGGUCGAACAUCCUGAAGGUCUGGCUACUUAUCUUGUCGACAAAGAAGAGUUGGGCCUUCACGAACUGAUCAAAUAUUUGACUUCGCCAUGCGGCAACAUCCUCGAGAUGGCGCCUCCUCAGGACUUGUCGUGGCCGUUGAGUAACUACUUCAUCAGUUCAAGCCACAACACCUACCUCACGGGCAACCAGCUCUCAAGCGACUCCAGCACCGAAGCAUACAAGGAUGCUCUAUUGCGCGGCUGUCGUUGUAUCGAGAUCGAUGUGUGGGAUGGCAAAGAGCUUUGGAAGCAUGAUUGGGACUCGGAGGAUGGGAGUGAGCACAGCCAGAGAGAUUCUCCUGUUGAUACUGCACCUAGAAAGAUGGGCUUCAAGGACCGAGCCUUCAUCAAGUUCGGCAGAUGGGCCAUGAACAAGUUUGAUCCCGUUGAUCCGGAAGGACAAACCUUCGACGACAGACUUGCGUCCAUGCUUCAUAUAGAACCACGGGUUCUCCAUGGAUUUACGUUGACUAGAGAGGUACUCUUCCGCGAUGUCUGCCAAACGGUCCGGGAGCACGCCUUCACCACUUCUGAGCUACCCCUGAUCGUCAGUUUGGAAGUCCAUUGUUCCGCGAUGCAGCAGGUUGCCAUGGUAGACAUCAUGGAAGAAAUUUGGGGUGAUUUUCUACUACCCGCCCCGGAGACAGAGCCCACCUCUCUUCCCUCUCUAGAGCAGCUGCGGAAGAAGAUCCUAAUCAAAGUCAAAUACGUACCAGAGGGAAAAUCUGAAGAUGCAGCGGCCAGCUCCGGGGACGAUGAAAGCAUGCUCGAAGUUGUCGUGGAGGGAGAACAUAGGAAGACAAAAAAGGUGCCACCACCAAAGAUCACCCACCGCUUGAGUCGUCUUGGCAUCCACACGCGUGGCAUCAGCUUCAAAUCCCUCGAGGACUCUCACGCAAAAAUGCCAAAUCACAUCUUUUCGCUUUCGGAAAAUGCAGCAUUUGCGGUUCAGAGACAGAUGCCCAAGGCUUUGUUCUCUCAUAACAAAGAGUUCCUCAUGAGGACAUAUCCACAUGGCAUGCGCGUUGACUCAUCGAACUAUGACCCUGUCAUCUUCUGGCGCGCAGGCGUACAGGUCGUGGCACUCAACUGGCAGUCAUGGGAUCUGGGCAUGGUUCUGAACGAGGGAAUGUUUAUGGGGUCAGAUGGAUACGUCCUAAAGCCCGAGGGCUACCGUCUGGAUAGAAUCACCAAGCGUGGACACCGUAAUGCUAUGGAACUCAACGAGACAGAGAGCAUCAAGAGCAAGAUACUGGAAAGGGUGGCCAUUACUGUAGUGGCGGCACAGAACCUUCCACUGCUAGAUCCCAAUGAUGACCCUGCGAAGUUCAUUCCCUAUGUCAAGAUCGGACUACACACUGAGCCAGAUGCAAUGGAGGCUAUGGUCAGUGAGGAGGCUACAUCUGAGCAGGUCGCUCAGAUCGGUUAUAGUGGGGAGACUUGCAAGAGUAAAGGAACCAGCCCUGACUUUGGCGGCGAGACGAUCGAGUUCCUCAACAUUAAGGGUGUUGUACCCGAGUUGACCUUCCUAUCGUUCAGGGUCAUGGCUGAUGUGCCUGGGCCAGACGUGAUGGCUGCAUGGUCGUGCGUUCGUCUGGACAGACUGAGGCUAGGCUACCGGUUCCUCAGGGUGCUGGACCGAAAUGGUAUGCCGAGCAAGGGAAUUCUCCUUGUCAAGACGGCGAUUCGAGAGGCUAGUUGA